GGAAAACAGUCAAAGAAAAAGACGUAGUAUAGGUUUUGUUGACCAGGCGUAAUGGCUUCUGGCAAGCGGUCGUAUAUAAAGCAGUGUGGAUAACGAUGUGGCGCAAGUACAGUAGCUCCUUUUUGUUAUUGUUGUAGUGGCGGUGGAAAUAGAAGAGUAGUGGGUGUCAUAGAUGGCUGGCUUCUGCGGAAGUGCGGGCGGAAGAUGUGCGUCGAUCCGUUUCACUGGUGCUAGGCAACCAGAGGAAUGGGAAGAUGCCAUAAUAGUUGUCUAUGAGGAGUGCUGGAGGCUAGAAUCCAAGGAAUCAGCAGUGGUUUGAGCGUUGCGCGGGUUAAGUAAAGACAAUGAAACGAAGACUACUAUGGGUACGCUAUGCGUGAUGGCCGUAUGUCAUUGCGAAAUCGGUGAAGUGCUACUCAUUGUUAUGUACAUAUAAGGCGAACGGCGAUUCUAUUCAAUGAUUCGAGUUGGCGGAACGAAAACAUGGCGGACCACAGUAAUAUCAAACCCAGCGUAUUCAAAAGUGCAGAAUACGAAAAAUAUGGAGCAGACGUACUCUCACGUCGACUCCAGGAACCAUUUGCUACUCGUUUAGGAGAAGCUGGACGCUAUUCCUACUGUGCCCUUGUCGCACUGGGGCUCCAGCGGCUUUUUCCGGCCGAUUUUGAUGAACCCUUUCGAUUAGCUACCCUUGAAAACUUCGGCUCGCAUCUUAACAUGCCCGAACAGAGUAUGCCCGUAAUGUACGCGUUGCUUAGUGGAGAAGCGGGCUGCAAGCUUGAACCGUAUGUAAAUAUCCUUCGAGAUGAGCCCGUCCUUCAAAAUGGAUUUAUGCGACUUCUCCAGGAUCUCGUUGUAUUUGCUGUACAUAGAGGACUGAUGACAGGUGUAUACGAUGCACGAAUGCGUGUAUUCGUUCUGUACACAGCGCAACAGUUACAGGUGUCUCCAGCACUGCUUGAAAUGUAUGAGAAUUCUGUUGUGCAAUUUCUAUCUCGAGAUGGUGUACAGCAUUCAGAUUCGGAACGGCGGGAAAUAGCUAAACGGGAACGGAAUAAAAAGAUUAGGCGAUACCUAAUGAUCGGUAUAGCAACUGUUGGAGGAGGAGCGGUUCUUGGGUUGACUGGUGGUCUUGCGGCACCACUUGUUGCUGCGGGAGCCGGCGCUGUUAUAGGUGGAGCUGGUGCAGCAGCUCUAGGCUCAACUGCCGGUAUCGCAUUGAUUUCAUCUGUAAUGGGUCUUGCUGGCGCAGGCCUUACGGGGUACAAAAUGAAGAAGAGAGUUGGUGAAAUCGAAGAAUUUGCGUUCGACGAACUGAGUACAGGCCAUGAGCUCCAUGUUACGAUCGGCGUGUCAGGUUGGCUUACUGAUGACAAGCCAGAAGCGAUUCUUCAUCCCUGGCGGACAAUGUCAAACUCCCGCGAGCAGUAUGUACUUCGAUAUGAAACCGGGUACCUGGUGGAGUUAGGUCGUGCAAUGGACUAUCUGUUUUCGUUUGCCGUGUCUAUGGCUGCCCAGGAGGCGCUUAAGUACACCGUCUUAUCAGGCUUAAUCGCUGCUGUCGCUUGGCCUGCAACGCUUAUUAUGGUGGCUGGAGCAAUUGAUAAUCCAUGGAGUGUUUGUCAGCGUCGUUCGGCUCAGGUCGGUCGUCAUUUGGCCGAAGUUUUGCUUCAGAGACAACACGGCCGUCGACCCGUCACGCUGAUUGGUUUUUCAUUAGGCGCGCGUGUCAUUUACUAUUGUCUUAAGGAGCUCUCAGCCCGAGAAAACUGCGAAGGCAUAAUCGAAAACGCUGUUCUUUUGGGAGCGCCAGUACCAGCCCAUCCUGAGGAUUGGGCCCCAUUCAGUCGAGUUGUUGCAGGAAAUAUCGUAAACGGAUAUUGCAGAGGCGACUGGUUGCUGAGAUUCGUCUACCGCACGUCCAGUGCGACGAGGAAAAUUGCGGGUCUUCAGCCAGUCGCAUGGAGAGACAGACGGAUACACAAUUUUGACCUCUCAAGCGUGGUAAAUGGCCACACAGACUACUACCACAAGAUGGACGAUAUCCUUCGAACAAUUGGCAUAGGGACACUUCGCUCAAAUCAUGGGGAUUUACUGAUGGCUAGUGGAAUGAAAAAAUCUAUCACCUUUGAGCCUGACGGGGAGAAAGGAAUUGAAGAAAAACGGCUUCUAAAGGAACAAGCAACCACAGUCGAGGCGGUAGAUAAUCUAAUGAGGCCAAGUAUGCUUCGGAAAACGCGAUCCGACUCCUGCUUGUUGGAAAGUGACCAUUCACGGCUCCAAGCCUGCGAUGGUCAUUCCGAAGUUUGCGGAAAGGGUCCUUUUGGGGCAUUCAGCAAUUUAGGCUGCCUGCGAAGCGUCGCUUCAGGUUGUUCAUUAAGCUCCGGAGGCCCGUCAGAGUUUUCUCUGUUCCGAACAUGCCCCACUGCCCUAUCAGGUCUGUCUCGAUCGACAUCAGGCGUUUCUGACCUUUCGCAUACACAUCAUCAGCACUUAUCGUCGAGUUUCUCUGGCCUCGCUAAUGUUAUAUCCAGGUUGUCUCUGCGACAGCGGAUAUCAUCAGGAUCUAUGCAACAAUCAUCUGCAUUUUCCGAGAGUCUCUCAACGACAGGCAAUAACUCCACGUUGUCAUUGUACGAUACAACGUUUGACUUCUCUGGGGGCAGUUUUAGGCUCACGGUUGGAGACGGCGAAGCCGUUGAAAGUCAAACGCAAGCCGAUGAUCGUUCACAAAUUACAGUAAAAGAAGAACCCUCCAUAACCACUGUUACAGAACUUAACAAAUAAAGUUGCUGCAACAACAGUUAACACCUGUGACGCUUAAUAAACCUUUAUAAGACGCCCAAUUAUAGGGUGGCAAGACGACAACCAUAAUUGAUGACAUAACCUCUAGAGGAACGAAGGAAUAUCUAGAAAUCAAAUGCGGUCAUAUAGACUACCACAGAUGGCGAGAUUAACGUAUUUUAGAGCAACAUUUUAUUUUAAGUAUUUCAAGCGUGGGCGACUUUAGAAACGACACGUAAGAAAGAUGUAUACGACAAAGAAGUAAACGCGCUUACGCUACAUUAGGCCAGAAAGAUAAUAUCAAGCCGUUCUCGAGUAUCAGCUUGUACACUUGCCGCCUAAUUUACGAAUUCGAUUCGUUGGCUAUCGGCAGUGUCUUUAUUGAUUCAGGAAAUGUCGAAAACCGAAAUGGCUAGCUGUAUAGUAGCCGCCAAACAGCCUCAUAAAACAGACGUACAAACAAAUGUUAAGCCAGUUGCAUUGAAUAUUAUCAUGAAUAGAUCUUAUAAUGCCUAUGUGUAUGUGUGUGUGUGUAUGAUUACCCCCGAGAGGCACGUAAAGCGAUCAUUUGCGAAAUCUAGGUUAUUGAUUCGAUACUGUUGAUUGUUCGAGCGUGGUGGAAUCGGUACUGUACGCAGAUUUCGGAAAAAUUGCGGGAAUUCAGUGAGACUAGUUAGACUGCCCAAGAACGUCAUAAUUAAUCGAAUGUGAGUAGAGAAUGAGGAACACGACCAUCAACAAAAUACCUCGUAACUGUUGUCGAUGGUGAUUUAUUUAUACGUAUAUUGAAAGCAAAAGAAAUCGGUGAUCAAGUCUAGGCAAGCAGUACUCUAGAAUAAUUAGAAUUACACAAGGAAAAAGAAGGCUAUAUGAAGCUUGCUAAAAAUAAGCGAACGAAUGAUAUUGCUGUUGUCCUUAUACAAAUGUUCUUCCGCUAACGAAAUAUUGUUUUAAGAAUCACGGUAAUACUGAUCGAACCGAGUGAACUAAAUCCUGUUAGAAGUUUAAAAAUUAAACUAUUUAAAAGACACGAGUUUUAAGACAUUAGGGUCGAUCCAACUAAUUUAUCUCAUUUUCUAUUUCGUAUACAAAGUUCGUAGAUGACGAUGUUCCAUAUCAGGUAUGUAGAUCUAUAACAAUAUUUAACGCUCUGAUGUAAUAACUUGGAACUGAGGAUAACGCAGUUAGAUUUCUAUCCGUGUAGAAAAGGCGUAUUUAUGGAUGAUUCAAUGCGCACCUACAAGCGAGGAGUUUAAUCGAAACAACGGAUGAACUAUGAGUAAUCUUAUAGUUCAUUUAUCAUUCUUCUAAUUUGUAGCUAGGUGGAUAGAAUACUUCAUUUUUGUUGUCAAUCGAGGAAAAAUGUGUAUUGGACAGUAUAUUAACAAGAACUACCCACCGAUAACAGACAUCAGUAUACAUAUGUACAUCAUAUACACAAAGUAACCCUUAUAACAACCAAUAUUUGUUUAUCGUUGAAAUUUUUCAUGUUAGUUGUUGUUCUUGUCGAUUUGUUGAGGUCGAAGAGAAAGAUAACGUAGUUGUGAUAUAGAUGCGAAGGAUACAAUCAUAACCGCCCAAAAGAUGCACAUUUAGAAGACAGGUUAAGUGGUAAGCAACAAUAUAUAUGUUUAUUAACGAAUCAACUGCGAUAAAUGAUAGACUGAUUUGCAACGUUUUGUCAAUUAUUGACGACAAAAGCGUUCAAAUAAAGUGAUAAUGCAUUUUU
This is a messenger RNA of Varroa destructor (honeybee mite), 4513 nucleotides long. Its product is annotated as transmembrane and coiled-coil domain-containing protein 4-like. NCBI's taxonomy places the organism in Eukaryota, Metazoa, Arthropoda, Arachnida, Mesostigmata, Varroidae. The record is from RefSeq and is a predicted model, not a curated record.